UCCCCGCCCUCAGAGCCGCUCCGGGGCCGCCGAGAUGCAGGCGAGGGCGGGCGGGCGCUGGAGGCGGCGGGCGGCGCGGGCGCUGCCGCUGCUGCUGCUGGCGCUGUGGGGCUGGCAGCCGCGGGGAGCGCGAGCGCAGCGCCCGGCGGCGGACACAGACAACAGGACGGAUUGCGUUCCCCCUUCGUCUGAGUUUCCUGAGGGUUUUUUUACACCGCAGGAGAGAAAGGAUGGAGGAAUCGUUAUCUAUUUCCUAAUAAUACUUUACAUGUUUUUGGCCGCGUCCAUCGUGUGCGAUGAUUACUUCCUACCGUCUCUAGAGAUCAUCACAGAAUGCCUUGGCCUCUCUCAGGAUGUUGCUGGAGCAACUUUUAUGGCUGCUGGAAGCUCUGCUCCAGAGCUUGUCACUGCUUUUCUAGGAGUCUUCGUGACAAAAGGAGACAUUGGCGUCAGCACCAUCCUUGGAUCGGCCAUCUAUAAUCUUCUUGGGAUCUGUGCAGCUUGCGGGCUGCUUUCUAGCGUGGUUUCGAGGCUAUCCUGUUGGCCGCUGUUUAGAGACUGCCUGGCAUAUACAAUUAGUGCAGCGGCGGUCCUUGCGAUGAUAUCUGACAGCAGAAUUUACUGGUAUGAAAGUGCUUCCUUAUUAUUAAUAUAUGGGUGUUAUAUUCUGGUGCUAUGUUUUGACAUUAAAAUCAACCGGUGCCUCAUGAAAAAGCUCAGUCCCUGCUGUUGGUGUUGUACAAAAGCUAUGGAACAGAGUGGUGAGCAGCAGCCAUUAGCUGGAUGGAGGGAAGAGAGCGGGCCUCUAAUUCGUCAACAGUCAAGAACUGACAGUGGAAUUUUUCAAGAUGAGCUGGACUAUUCUCAUCUUUCAACAAGUUUACAUGAGCUUGAUGAAAUCUCUGAAGAUCAUCCAAGCGUCUUCACCAUGCCCGAAGAAGAUAUGAAGAGAAUUUUGUGGGUGUUAUCCCUUCCUAUUAUUACACUACUCUACUUGACUACACCAGAUUGCAGGAGGCGGUUUUGGAGGAAUUGGUUCAUGGUAACAUUUUUCAUGUCAGCAGCAUGGAUUUCUGCAAUAACUUACGUUCUUGUGUGGAUGAUAACAAUAGCAGGUGAAACACUGGGAAUUCCAGAGUCAGUAAUGGGUCUCACAUUACUAGCAGCAGGAACAAGCGUACCAGAUACAGUUGCAAGUGUGCUGGUGGCUCGAAAAGGAAAUGGAGAUAUGGCCAUGUCUAACAUUGUGGGAUCCAACGUAUUUGAUAUGCUUUGUUUGGGAAUACCCUGGUUUAUAAAAACUGCCUUCAUAAAUACAUCCGGACCCAUAGAAGUGAACAGCACUGGUUUGACAUACACAGCCACUUCUCUCAUCUGUUCAGUUGUUUUUAUUUUUCUGGCAAUUCACCUGAAUGGCUGGAAAAUAGAUAAAAAAUUGGGAGCAGUUUGUCUUAUACUCUACUUAGCAUUUACUGUCUUAUCAAUUUUAUACGAACUUGGCAUCAUAGGGAACAAUCCUACAAGGGUCUGUGGUAACUAG
Molecule: messenger RNA, 1540 nt
Organism: Numida meleagris (helmeted guineafowl)
Lineage: Eukaryota; Metazoa; Chordata; Aves; Galliformes; Numididae
Gene: SLC24A5
Product: solute carrier family 24 member 5
Exons: 9
Coding region: 35-1540 (501 amino acids)
Biological process (GO): calcium ion transmembrane transport; melanocyte differentiation; intracellular calcium ion homeostasis
Cellular component (GO): membrane
Molecular function (GO): calcium channel activity; calcium, potassium:sodium antiporter activity
Source: RefSeq, a predicted model, not a curated record